AUGACGCCGCUGUUGGCCGCCGACCUCACCCGGCGGGUUCUUCUGGCCCUUGAGGCGUGCGUCGUCAUCUUGGCGACCCUUCACUCGGUCCACGCCGCCGUCACCGCCGGCCGUCUGCAGUCGCUGCAGUGUUCAAUCGGCCAUGGCAGCGAGCAGGACUGCGCCGACUCCGACGACACUACAAGCCUCGUCACCUCAGGCCUCGCGUUAGCCAUCCUCUCCAACGUCGUGCUGCUCGCGCGCGUCGCGUUGCUGCCGCUGCGGCAUUUUCCUCGGUCCGUCGGCCUGCUGUACGACGUGCUGAUGGCCACGCUCUGGCUGCUCGGCCUCGCGCAGCUGCUGCUGCUCACGCGCGCGACGGCCCGAAACGUGAGCACCGGCGCCGUCGUCGACACGGAUGGCAGGGUGGUGGUGACGUGCUGGCGGCUGCGCGGCGUGGCCGUGGCCUCGGCCGCCGCCGCGCUGUACGCCGGCCGACUGCUGUUCGAGCUGGGCUGUAUGCUGGUGUCGUCCGAGUACCGACCGAUACGAGAACGGGACGAGUGGGAGCUGGAAAAGGGUGCUCGUUGCGCGACGGCCGAUGCACGGCAGGCGUACAGUCCUGUUUUAGCAUUCUUUCCCGACCACAACGUUUACGACUACUACGACGACGACAACGACGACGAUCACUAG
This is a messenger RNA of Cordyceps fumosorosea ARSEF 2679, 672 nucleotides long. RefSeq lists its product as hypothetical. NCBI's taxonomy places the organism in Eukaryota, Fungi, Ascomycota, Sordariomycetes, Hypocreales, Cordycipitaceae. The transcript has 2 exons. The coding region runs from base 1 to 672 and encodes 223 amino acids. The record is from RefSeq and is a predicted model, not a curated record.